AUGGGAGACUUCCAGCACGAAGACAACUUCUGCCUGCUCCAAGGCUUCGAGUGGAACGUCCCCGCAGACCGCAAGCACUGGCGGCGCCUGCAGGCCGCGCUCGACGGACUCAAGGCCGUGGGCGUCGACAACCUGUGGCUCCCGCCCGCCUGCAAGGCCGCGGGCGGCGACCAGGCCAACGGCUACGACAUCUACGACCUCUACGACCUCGGCGAGUUUGACCAGAAGGGCAGCACCGCGACCAAGUGGGGCCCCAAGGAGGAGCUGCUGGACCUGUGCAGGGACGCCAAGGAGAAAGGCGUGUCGCUGUACUUUGAUGCCGUGCUGAACCACAAGGCCGGCGCGGACGACAAGGAGAAGUGCCGCGUGCAGGAGGUUGAUCAGUCCAACCGGACACAAGACGUUGGCGAGCCCCAUGAGAUCGAGGCAUGGCUGGGCUUCCAGUUCCCCGGCCGCGGCGACAAGUACAGCAGCCAAAAGUACCACUGGGAGCACUUCUCGGGCACCGACUACGACGCGAGCAACGACCGGACCGCCAUCUUCCGCAUCCUCGGCGACGGCAAGUACUGGAGCCACUCGGUCGGCGACGAGGACGGCAACGCCGACUUCCUCAUGUUUGCCGACGUCGACUUCUCGCACCCAGAGGUUGAGAAGGACGUCAUCAACUGGGGCCACUGGGUCGUCAAGGAGCUCGGCCUCAAGGGCUUCCGCUUCGACGCGUGCCAACACUUUUCUGCGCGCUUCACGGCUGAAUUCAUGGCCAGUCUUGACAAGGAGUUCGGCAAGGGCCACCUGUUCAACGUCGGCGAGUUCUGGUCCGGCGACGCAGGCGAGAUGCUCAAGUACCUCGACCAGAUGGACCACCGCUACUCGCUGUUCGACAGCCCGCUGGUCUACAACUUCUCGCGGAUAUCGCAGACGGAAAAGGCGGACCUGCGCAAGGUGUUUGACGGCUCGCUCGUGCAGGAGCGGCCCGAGAGCGCCGUCACCGUCGUCAUGAACCACGACACGCAGCCCGGGCAGACCGUAGCGACGCCCAUCGAGGGCUGGUUCAAGCCCCUCGCGUACUCGCUCAUCCUGCUGCGCAACCAGGGUUACCCAAGCGUCUUCUACGGUGACCUCUAUGGCAUCAAGGGCGAGCACGAGGAGCCCCCGGCAUGUGGAGGACAGUUGGCCGACAUCAUCCUGGCUCGCAAGCUCUACGCUUACGGCGACCAGAAUGACUACUGGGAUGACGCCAACUGCAUCGGGUUUGCCAGGCGAGGCACGCCCGAGCACCCGAACGGCCUGGUCUGUGUCAUGAGCAACGCCGAGCCUGGACAGAUCCGCAUGGCUGUCGGUGAGAUGCACAGGGGUGAGGUGUGGACAGACGUGCUGGGCUGGCAACAGGACGAGGUGCACAUUGGCGACGACGGCUACGCCAUGUUCCCUUGCCCGGGCACGUCUGUGUCCAUCUGGGUCAACCGGGAUGCGCCAGGUAGAGACCGCUUCGGCAAAUUGUAA
This is a messenger RNA of Microdochium trichocladiopsis, 1503 nucleotides long. Its product is annotated as alpha-amylase. Lineage: Eukaryota; Fungi; Ascomycota; Sordariomycetes; Xylariales; Microdochiaceae. Gene Ontology annotation, molecular function: hydrolase activity, hydrolyzing O-glycosyl compounds; calcium ion binding. The record is from RefSeq and is a predicted model, not a curated record. The coding region runs from base 1 to 1503 and encodes 500 amino acids. Gene Ontology annotation, biological process: carbohydrate metabolic process. The transcript has 2 exons.